Atta colombica is the source of this 5753-nucleotide messenger RNA. Its product is annotated as ATP-binding cassette sub-family A member 1-like. The transcript has 26 exons. The coding region runs from base 666 to 5672 and encodes 1668 amino acids. Gene Ontology annotation, cellular component: membrane; intracellular membrane-bounded organelle. Gene Ontology annotation, molecular function: lipid carrier activity; ATP binding; ABC-type transporter activity. Lineage: Eukaryota; Metazoa; Arthropoda; Insecta; Hymenoptera; Formicidae. The record is from RefSeq and is a predicted model, not a curated record. Gene Ontology annotation, biological process: transmembrane transport; lipid transport.
AGUCUAAGAAUUGGCAAUGAACAGUUUCCUGGUAUGACAGUAUACGAUGGUAUGACGUCGAGUGCUGGCAUACGCUAUUGAUGCUAUGCGACGCGUUGUAAUUAAGUGUUUAAAUAUAACGCGUCGCAAAAUUAUCGUUGUCUUUGAUAGUAUGAUAAGAUGAAGUUUUAUAAGGCGUACAACUUCGCUAUUAAUUGUCUCCGAGGAAAACUGGUACGAAAUGUGACAGUUCUCGAUGUGGAAAUUGAACAAACGAGCGUAUAUCGAUUCCCAUGUGUUAUCUAAAUUGCAAGUUCAUUUUGACGCAACGUCUAACAACGUACAGUUGGCAUACGCAAGUAAAAUUUGCUAUGACAACAGUACUCCAGAAACUGGACUUAAUAUAUAAAGAAGAAACAAUAAAUUACAUUUCUUUAUAUGAUACUGCAAAGCUAUUACAUUAUAAAUAGAUUUUCACAUUUUAAUGACCAACACAGUAUAGUUCAUAUAUGAGAUAUAUGUUGUAAGUUGAAGCCAACAUAUAUGUCAAUUCCAAUAAUUUAUUCAAGAGACUUCGUGUACUUUCAAUGGCAAAGUAGUGUAUACUAUUUGUAGAUAUUUGAAUACAGCCCACUAUUAAACCUUUUCUACAUUAACAUAAAGUUGAAAUACAUCAAGAUAUAAAAAUGGCUAGUGGAUGGAAAAUUUUUGGCUUGUUGAUGUACAAAAAUAUGAUAGUACGCAAAAGGCAUUGGCGUAUGAUGAUUUUCUUACAAGCUUUAGUACCUAUUGUAGUGUUUGCAUUAUUGCAAGCUGUGAGAGAUUUUAGCGUUCAACCUCCAGUUGUGGUGAACGUCAGUACACAUUAUCCUCUAUAUACACAAGAUGAGUUAAUGGAAAAAAUUGAUAAUUCUUUACAUAAAGUGUAUUAUGUACCAAAAAAUGCAUAUACAGAUAAAAUUAUGGAAUCUGUUAGAUAUUGUCUUCGUCUCCUGCCUGAAAAUAUGAAUGGUUUUGCCAAUGAAACUGAAGUAGAAAAUGUUUACACACGGUCUCAGGCACAAAAUCCAAUACUUUCUGCAGUGGCUGUUAUUUUUAAACAAUAUGAUCAACCUACCAUAAAAUAUAAACUGAGACACUCAUGGAAGAUUCCAAAUUCUUUGUACCAAAGCUUAUUAGAAGGUGAACGUAUUAGUGCAUCAACUUCGAUGUAUAUCGAUAUGAUGCCAUUUAUUCAAAUUCAAAUCUGUUUGGAUGAAGCAUUUAUAAAACAAAUAACACCACGCUCUAACAUAAAGAUGUCAAUACAAAGAAUGCCUUAUCCACCAUAUGUCAAAAUUGAUAUGGCUGAUACAGUAUUUCGUAUGGUAAUUGUUUCACUUGGAGUUAUAAUUUUUUUGAUUACACUUUGUGUGGAGACCAACUAUGCAUCAAAAGAAAAAUUUAUUGGCAUAAAUGUUUUAAUGGCAAUGAAUGGAGUCAAAUUGGUCUAUAAUUUACUUAGCUGGUUAAUUACAGGAAUAUUAAUGAGCACUAUUUAUAUAAUACCAACAAUCAUAUUAUUUAAAAAUACUUUUUCUGAUAAUGUUGAGGCCUUGUUGGAAUAUGGAAAUGCGUUUAUAUUUUGGCUCUUAUUUACUGCACACAUCGCUCAUCUUAUAACAUUUGGCAUGCAUAUUGGAGCAUAUUUCUCAAAACCACGAUUUGUGACACUUGCCUUAGCUAUCAUUUAUAUGGCAGCAAUAUCAUUUCAUCAAAAUAUGGCAAGGCAAGAAGUUUUUGGCGUUAUACCAUAUCUUGGUAUAAUAUUUCCAAAUAUUAUGCUUCAUAGACUUUUUCAAGAAUCGAAUGCUCAUGAAAGCAAAUUAAUUGGUAUUCAGUGGCAUAAUUUAUUUGUUCCUGGAGAAACAGAAUAUGGUAUCGUAGGAAGUCCAGGUUUUAUAUUUCUUUUUUCAAUUUUGGGUGCUGUGAUACAUUUUACACUUGCAGUAUAUAUAAAUGCUGUACUUCCUGGUAAAUAUGGAGUCCGAAAGGAUCCAUUAUAUUUUUUGAAGUGUAUCAAAAAGAACAAAGUAGCUCUUGAUGAUGAAGCUACUGAAUUUGAUUACGAUAAGACUAAUAAAGAUUUUGAGCCAGUAUUUGGUAAUGCACUUACACCUGGAAUACAAAUACGUAAUCUUAAAAAGUCUUAUACCACCAGCUGGUUACGAAAAUCCAAAGUCCAUGCUCUAAAAGGAGUUUCGGUAGACUUUUACAAAGGACAAAUUACUGCUUUGCUUGGACACAAUGGAGCAGGCAAAACUACACUUAUGUCUAUAUUAACAGGUGUAACCAGCGAAACAGAAGGGAAAGUCUUUAUAAAUGGCAAAAAUAUAAGAAAACACUUAAAUAAUAUUAGAAAUGAUUUAGGGCUAUGUCCUCAAGAAAAUAUGGUUUUUCCAGAUUUAAAUGUAUUUGAACAAAUAGAAUUCUUUGGCUUGUUGAAAGCUAAAAAUAAAACCAAAAACGAAAUUAAAAAGGAUGUUCUUAAUUUGCUUGCUAAGUUAAAGCUUUCCGAAAAAAAAGAUUUUCUACCUAGCAAACUUUCUGGUGGUCAACAAAGAAGAUUGUGCCUCGGAAUGGCUCUUAUUGGCGAUGCUAGUAUCAUAAUUUUGGAUGAGCCAACAUCAGGAAUGGAUCCUGAAACCAGAAGAGAUACAUGGGAUAUCAUAUUAAAACUUAGAGGAGAGAAAACAAUAUUAAUUAGUACACAUAAUAUGGAAGAGGCUGAUAUACUUGGUGACAGAAUCGCGAUAAUGCAUGCUGGUCGUCUUAGAAGUUAUGGCACUGCAAUGUUUUUGAAGAAACAGUAUGGUCAUGGACAUAUUGAAGUUACAUUGUCGACAAAGUCUUGGUGUGUUCCCGAAAAAGUCAUAAGUAAAUUUGACUCAAGAGCCCAACAGCUUAGUGUUGAUAGUGAAAAGAUCGUUUUAAAUGUUCCAUAUACUGAGUCUUUGCCACAAUCAUUGGACAAAGUAGAAAGCGAAAAGAAAAAAUUAGGCGUUACUGGAAUAAGCGUGUCACUGAUUACUUUGGAACAAGUAUUUUUAAAGAUUGUGAGAAGUGAAGAUAGUGGAAAACAUCUUAAUGAAUUAUUUACAGCACCAUUACAGAAAGUUACAGGCACUGAACUAUGCAUGCAAACAAUAUCAGCACUAUUUUGCAAGAAAUUUACAUACAUAAGAAAGAAUUUAACUGUCUUGCUGACGAUUCUAAUUCUUCCCAUUUUUUCGGUGUUUCUAAUGGCCUUGAGUUAUAGUUUACCAACCGAUUCCACGGAUAUUAUUCCAUUAAAACUUGAUAUGUACAGAUAUCCCAAAGCUUUAUAUUCAUCAAACAACGAACCAAUUGCUCAGAAAUAUAGAAAUAUCGUUCAGAAUGUGGGCGGUGAAGCAGAACGUGUAGCGUCAGAUAUAAAUGUUACAAGCGCUCUUCUGAAUUCUUCUAUGAAGAAUCUUGUGGAAUACCGAAACAAUCUUAUCGUAUCUGCUGAAUUUAAUGACACUGAAAAUAACAUAUGGGCUAACGGUUUUUAUUCCGGCAUAGCACUUCACAGCGUGCCGUUAACAGUGAAUCUUUUAAGUAAUUCGCUCAUUAAAGCUUUAGCUGGCGAUGAAUAUUCGAUUAUUGCGUCUAGACAACAAUUACCGAAUACGAUAUUUUCAUCUCAAAUACAAUUGCCCGAAGCAGACUCGAUGUCGCGUGUUUUGCUAUUCUGUAUGUUUUUCUUUCCCACUAUGUCACUUUUCGUAAUGCAUCCUUUGCAAGAAACAGCGACGAAAGUUAAGCAACUCCAGCGUAUGACCGGUGUCACUUCUCUAUCAUACUGGAGUACAAUGUUCGCUAUCGAUUUUCUGAUAUUUACAAUAGGUGUAUUGCUAAUUACUUUAGCGUUCUACAUCAUGGAUGUUAUUCUUGAUAUUCGUCUAUAUUAUAAAGUAGAGAUAUUAUACUUGAUAUUGACUCUGGAAUUAUUUGGUAUUAACAUUUUAUUUCUUGUAUAUUUAUUCAGUUUUAUGAAUAAAUCAAGAAGUACUAUAAUAACUAUUUUAGGUGUUGCACCUAUUAGCCUUGUUAUAAUACAAUAUGUUCUACAUCAAGUACUAGGCAAUUUUGAUUGGCUUAAUCCGCUACACAUUCUACAAAAGAGAAUCUUCCGUCUGAUUCCGUACGUAAGUUUGUUUCAUGGUCAACUAUCUUUUUUCAACAUAGCAGUACAGAAUGCAAGAUGUCGUCGUCUACCAAAUAUACUUCACGGUGUAGUUUGUCUUGCAAAGGAUCCUUGUUGUGGUUUGGAUUGCAAAGAUGGAGUGUGCAAAAAUCAACUAUCUUACUUCAAAAAUUUUGAAGAUGAUAUGAAUUUUGAAGAAAGUAUAGUAUAUCUAGCUAUAACACCAAUUUUGUAUUUUGCUUUAUUAAUCAUCUUGGAAGAAAAGUUGUUGUUGAAAUUACUCACAAAGAUGAUUGGUACAAAACUGAGAAAGGAGCAAAAUACAAUGGAUGAUCAAGUGAAAAAAGAGAAACUUGCUGUAGCGGUAGAAAUUAAUAAAAUCAACAACCAAAGUGUAAAUACGAAAGAAGAAUUAAAAUUAGGUGCUACAGAGACUACUAAUUUAGAAUCAUUACAAAGUCCGAUAAAUGAUGAUAAUAGUCUUUUCUUGGUGUAUGAAUUAAGUAAAUACUAUGGAAAGUUAAUGGCCGUGAAAGAAAUCAGUUUUCGAGUGAAACCACGGGAAUGUUUUGGAUUGCUCGGUGUAAAUGGCGCCGGAAAGAGUACAACUUUUAGGAUGCUAACUGGAGAAGAAAUGUCUAAUAGUGGCAUAAUGUACUUAAAACAAGCAGAAAUCCAUUCACAGAGGACAAAGUAUCUUUCUGAAAUGGGAUACUGUCCACAAACUGAUGCUUUAAUACCUUCCUUAAACGCUUUUGAUCAUUUACGAUUAUUUGCUCGUCUUCGCGGUAUACCAAAGGCCAACAUAGAGUUGGAAGUUAAUAAAUGGAUUAAUAGACUGAAUUUAACUGCUUGUAUGAAGCAGCCAAGUGGUACUUACAGCGGUGGUAAUAAGAGACGCUUAAACAUCGCGAUAGCUCUCAUUGGUAAUCCUACUCUUGUUCUUUUGGAUGAGCCCACAACUGGCGUCGAUCCUGCAGCUAGAAGAUCACUUUGGAAUACUUUACAAUCAUGUCAGGCAGCAGGACAGGCUAUUAUACUUACGUCUCACAGUAUGGAAGAGUGUGAAGCACUUUGUAAUCGACUAGUCAUUAUGGUGAAGGGUGAAUUAGUUUGCAUUGGUGCAAGUCAAGAAUUGAAGCAGCGAUUUGGAGCGGGUUACGAUAUUUAUAUACAAUUGAAUCCAAGCCGAACGGACGAAGAUGUUAAUAAUAUAAAGAAAAUUAUUGAAUCUACUUUAACAUGCGACAUUAGAGAUGAAAAUUUGGGUUUUCUUGCCUAUCAUGUAACUGAUUAUAAUACAAUGUGGGAAAAAAUGUAUGAUACAAUGAAGAAUCUAAAGCAAACAUAUAGUUGCAUCGAGGAUUACGCUGUUCUAUCUGCAACUUUAGAACAACUUUUUAUUCAGUUUGCAAGAGGAGCUGAAAUAAUUGAGUCUAAUAUAUCUCCAACUCGUGCUACUAGUCAUCCAGAAACAGUAUAAAAUGGAUAUUUUAUUAUAUCUUGCAUACGUAGAAAUAUAUUUAAGAUGUAGGUACUAACUAGACAGAAAUUGAUUUAAAAU